Hypanus sabinus (Atlantic stingray) is the source of this 1940-nucleotide messenger RNA. RefSeq lists its product as uncharacterized. The coding region runs from base 44 to 1441 and encodes 465 amino acids. The record is from RefSeq and is a predicted model, not a curated record. The transcript has 12 exons. Gene Ontology annotation, cellular component: AP-3 adaptor complex; membrane coat. Gene Ontology annotation, biological process: intracellular protein transport; negative regulation of actin nucleation; Golgi to vacuole transport. Lineage: Eukaryota; Metazoa; Chordata; Chondrichthyes; Myliobatiformes; Dasyatidae.
GACUUCACUUCCGCCGGAAGUAAACAAGUCUUCCGGCUGCACCAUGAGCCGUAUCUAUAGCGACGACCGGUUAUCCGUCGGCCCCGUUAACCGGGAGCGGGUCCUGGGUCGGUGGGCUCCGGCGGCACCGGGGGGCCCCGGGGCCGUGCUGGAGGGGGAGCUGCGGCAGCUCAGUCGGCACCAGAUCGAGGACAACAAUGGCAGCAAGUAUCGAUACUUCAUUUUGUAUAUUAAACCAACAAAAAUCCACAAGAGAAAGUUUGAUUCCCAUGGGGUGGAGAUUGAACCAAACUUCAGUGAUACCAAGAAAGUCAACACUGGCCACUUGAUGUCUUCUUACAAGGUGGAAGCUAAAGGGCAGUCGGAUAGGAUUUCAGCAGAGGAGUUGAAGAAGUUGAUUUACAAACCGGAGCUGGCACAGAUCUCUGAGAAACACACCCCUGGUGACAGCCUCGCAUUCUGGAUCACUGAGGAAGAGAUGAAAAACAUUGACUUGGAGAUUGGAGGCACAUUGCGCCUGAAAACAAGGGAUGACAGCCCAUUUAUCCUUACGUUGGCCAAAAUGGAUGCAGGGACCGUGACAAAGUGCAACUUUGCAGGGGAUAAAAAGGCAGGAAGUUCUUGGACAGACAAUAUAUUUGCUACAAAGUCGAAAAAUGAGGAAGAGGCUAAAGAAAGUGGCCAAGGGGAGGGGGCUGACGAUAAAAAAAAUUUUAAUUUCAUGAAUUUUGGGAAAUGUGGAAUGGGAUUAUUCAUCCAUGUGUUUUCUUUCUUGUGGCCAAUUAGCAAGUGGUCAUGUAGUGGGCAGUCGGCCAGGGUAGGGGGCAGUAGAGAGCCGGAAGUGUUGGUGUGGCGGAAGUGGGCAGCGUCGGCCGGGAGGAUGAUUAAGGCGAUCCUGAUAUUUAACAACCAUGGCAAACCGCGGCUCAGCCGUUUCUAUCAGCACUUUUCCGAGGAUAUGCAACAGCAGAUUAUCCGUGAAACUUUCCAGCUGGUAUCCAGGAGAGAUGAAAAUGUCUGCAACUUCUUGGAAGGAGGCAGUUUGAUCGGAGGGUCGGACUACAAGCUGAUCUACAGACACUAUGCAACCCUCUACUUCCUCUUCUGUGUUGACUCAUCUGAGAGUGAGCUGGGCAUUCUGGAUCUGAUACAGGUAUUUGUGGAGACGCUGGACAAAUGUUUUGAGAACGUCUGUGAACUGGACCUUAUAUUCCACAUGGAUAAGGUUCAUUGCAUCCUGCAGGAAGUGGUGAUGGGUGGAAUGGUGCUGGAGACCAACAUGAAUGAGAUAGUGACACAGGUGGAGGCACAGUCCAAACUGGAGAAGGCAGAGGCUGGCUUCUCUGCAGCUCCAGCGCGCGCUGUCUCUGCUGUCAAGAACAUAAAUCUCCCUGAGAUCCCUCGCAACAUCAAGGUUUCCAAUCUCUCCCCGUUUAUGUAAGAGGACGUUCUGCAUCCACGAAGCCUUGUCGCCGUCCUCUGCACUUCCCCAGAUACCACAUACUGAUUAGCACACCACAGUAAGACCUGUCUGUGUCCUGCACAGAAUCCUCAUUGGAGAAUUGUACCAGUUGCCUCGGUCUGUGGGGCAGCCCUGAACACGGAAAGCUGAGAGUGCCGGAACUCGUGGGAGGUAGUCGACAGAUCGGGCAGCAUCUGUGGAGAGAGAAAGAGUGGAUUUUCAUUGUGAGAAAUUGUUGUUCUUGCCUGAACAGUGUCAGUCACCACACCGUCAAAGUAUUUUCUGUUUUCUCUCCUCCUCCAGCUUCAAACACCCAAUCACCAGCCCAUCAUCGCAUGUCCAAGGGUAUAAAGUUUCAUUAUUUAUAGUUAGUGAGUUACCCUUCAUUGUUUUUCCUUAUCAACUUGACUAAUCUAGUUAAAAUGUUUCACAAAGCCUCAUUUAAAAUGUCAGCAAUAAAACAGAUGUUCAAACUCUC